Molecule: messenger RNA, 992 nt
Organism: Vigna umbellata (rice bean)
Lineage: Eukaryota; Viridiplantae; Streptophyta; Magnoliopsida; Fabales; Fabaceae
Product: borneol dehydrogenase, mitochondrial-like
Molecular function (GO): oxidoreductase activity
Source: RefSeq, a predicted model, not a curated record
AAAGAAAAACGUACCACACCUCACCGAAGAAGCUGUGUGGUUGAAAAACAAACUGCGAGAAUAAUGGGAAGUGUUUCACUAGUGUCCUCUGCAGUAGCCAGAAGAUUAGAAGGGAAGGUGGCGUUGAUCACAGGCGGAGCAAGUGGCAUAGGGGAGUGUACGGCGAGACUGAUGGCGAAGCAUGGAGCCAAAGUAGUCAUCGCUGAUAUCCAAGACGAAUUAGGUCACUCUGUUUCCAAGGACAUAGACUCCUCCAUCUACGUCCACUGCGACGUCACAAAAGAGGAAGACGUGGAACAUGCAGUGAACACAGCCGUUUCUAGGUUCGGGAAACUAGACAUCAUGCACAACAAUGCAGGGACCAUAGAAGUGUGGAACCCCAGCAUUAUUCACAACAAAGUGUCCGAUUUCCAGGAAGUGAUUAACGUCAACUUGGUCGGCGUCUUCCUCGGAAUGAAGCAUGCGGCGAGGGUAAUGGCCCCUUCUCGACGUGGCAGCAUAAUCGCCACCGCAAGCGUGUGUGGACGCAUAGGUGGCGCGGCUUCGCACGCUUACACGUGCUCGAAGCAUGGCGUUGUGGGGCUGGUGCGAAACGCUGCAGUGGAGCUUGGACCCUUGGGAAUACGUGUGAACUGUGUGUCUCCUUACGGAGUUCCGACGGCGAUGAGUAGGAAGUUUCUGAACACUGAUGAUGAGGGGAUUGCUGCACUUUAUUCGAAUCUGAAAGGUGUUACUGUGAAACCCGAAGAUGUGGCUGAAGCUGUGGUUUACUUGGGGAGUGAUGAGUCGAGGUAUGUUAGUGGUCAUGAUCUCGUUGUGGAUGGAGGCUUCACUGUGGUGAAUGCUGGUUUGUGUGCGUUUGAGUCACAAGUGUAGCUCUUUUUGUGGUUUUGAUUGUUUGAAUCACUGUGUUGAAUAACAUUCACCAGCCUACUUCGUUAAGCUGUGCUUGUAAUGGUGCAGAAAGUGAUUAAGGGUAAUUGCUUUGUCCC